Rubroshorea leprosula is the source of this 1416-nucleotide messenger RNA. NCBI's taxonomy places the organism in Eukaryota, Viridiplantae, Streptophyta, Magnoliopsida, Malvales, Dipterocarpaceae. The record is from the annotation of a GenBank genome assembly.
AAAGAUACACAAUUACACAUUGACGAAUAUGGACUACGAAAACUAUGACCCUUUUUUCCUGACCAGCCUAUGGUCGAUCAGUGCUUGCCUAUAUGGGCUAAGCUGCCUGCCUUCAGGUACAAGCCAGGGUUCAUGUGGGUCGAAGAUGUCGCCACCAAGGGUUUGACUAUCACUUCGACUCUCACCUAUGCCCAGCUCAAUGAUUCAGUGCAGUCCAUUUCUUCAAAGCUGCUCGUUCCAUUACAGAGAGCUGGUCUUUUGAGCGUGAUGGUAUUCCCACCUGACACUUCUCUCGGUAAUGAAAAUUAUCACCACCUCGUUAGAGUUCUCACACAGACAAAACCCAGAGCUGCCAUUGCCUACCAUGGUUACAUCUCAAGCGUUAAACAGUACAUUUCUUCAUCCUCUAAGGACAAGAAGGUAGCGGAGUUGUUGGAAAACCUGAGGUGGAUUUCUACUGAAGAUAUCGAAAGAAAAAUGAGUACAGGGGCAACUGGGAUUCCGAAACCAGUACUUGUGACCGCCGGAUCAGCUGCUCACAAUGUUAGAAUGGCGAGGAAGGCAUAUGAUCUGCAUCCAAACAGCAUAGUUGUGUCCUGGUUGCCUCAAUACCAUGGUUGUGGCCUUAUGUUCCUGCUGCUGAUGAUUGUCUCUGGUGCAACAUGUGUCCUAACGUCCCCUGGUGCUUCGUUGCCCGUCCUAGGAGACAGAGGAAUCAUCAAAGGAGAAGAAAGAUUUCUCUUCAUAACAGGCCGAUGUUCAGACAUCAUCAAGCUUUCAAACAAUCAAGAAAUACACCCUCAUUACAUAGAGGCAACAGCUUACAACAGUUGUCCUCAGUUUCUCCGAGGAGCUUGUCUUGCUGGAUUCAUGACUUCUACAACCAUCGUUCUUGUGGCAGAGAUGCAAAGAACAGGUGAAGUGGACAAAAUUGUGUUGAGAAACGCAUGUGAAAGAAUAAGACAAGCUGUUCUGGAUGAAGAAAAGGUUGAACUAGGAUUGGUUGUUCUUGUAAGAAGUGGAAGUGUUCCCAAAACUACUUCAGGGAAAGUGCAGAGAUGGGCUGCUAAGCUUAAGUUUGUCCAAGGUAGAAUGAGUGCUGUAAUGGAGAUGAGAUUCAAGGAAAGAUGUAACCUGUAGUCGUUUGGGGCCAAAAUCUAUGGAAGUAUAGGAAAAGGGAAUGGAGGAGAUGGAAGAAAAGGGAUAGCUGAUGGGGCAGGAUAGGUGUUCUUUUCCCUCUCAAAGUGAUCAAGUAGAUGUCCUCCUCCUCUGUCGCUGUUGUGAGAAAAAGAUAGGCAUCAAAAAUCCAAAUAGCUCGUGUGGGACUAAAUAUGGUUUGGAGAAAACAAUGGUUGUUUAGAUUCUGUAGCAGCCUUUUACUCUUCUAGUUAGAAAGAAUAAAGAACAGUUAAUGUG